AUGACGAACGAUGAGAAUAGCAAGCAGCAGCAGCAGCAGACAAAUACUGAUAAUAUUAAUAAAAAACAACAACGAAAACGAAGUGUAUUUGAUCUUGAACAAAUUCGUCAAUUAGAACAUGUUUUUGAUCAAAUAACACAUUAUCCUGAUUUAUCACUUCGUCAACAUCUUACUCUUAUAACACAACUUCCAGAUAAGAAAAUUCAAAUUUGGUUUCAAAAUCGUCGUGCUAAAUGGAGAAAACAACAUCAAUUAGGUCAUUUUGGUGGUUUACAUGAAUUAACUAUUGAUGAACAUCAUCGUUUUGUUCCCGCACCGAAAUCAAAUUUUAUUUUAGCAUCACCAACACCAUCAACAACAAUUACAAAUAAUGCAUCAAUCCAACAACUUGAACAUUAUUUUUACUUAGCAUUUCAAACUGCUCUAGCAAAAACGAAUGAAAAUUUUGAUCAAAUAUUUCAACCAAAAAGACAUGAUUCGAGCUAUCCUCCUUGGUUUCAUAAUGAUUAUAUUGCUUCUACAAAUACAAACAAUUGA
This is a messenger RNA of Adineta steineri, 537 nucleotides long. Lineage: Eukaryota; Metazoa; Rotifera; Eurotatoria; Adinetida; Adinetidae. The record is from the annotation of a GenBank genome assembly.